AUGUCGUCCGGUAAUUCGUCUCGGCGCCAUCGCGGACCCAAACCAUCUCGUUUCCGGCGUGCAGAAAUUCCCAGUAGUAAAGGGACCCGCACUUCUUCCGGAUCGUCCAUUUCAUCUGUUUCAUCCUCUUCUCGUGUUCAGUACAGCAACACCAAUCGUUCAUCCUCGGCGGAAUGCUCUGUGACUUCGGAACCCAUCGGUGUCCGCAGCACCAAGAGCGUCGGAUCCGCAAUCUCGUUGGCAAACUCAGUGUUCAACGUUGUUGCUCCGGAUCUCGACAUCAAUCCUGGAGAUCGUAAGGAGAUCUACAACUUGGAAGACAAGGGAAAACUGGUGAUCAUCAAUCGUGUCAACGGAGAAGUCGUCUACAUGCUUCGUUGUGUCGAUGGAAGACGUGUCUACAUCGAGAAGGCCGCCGAGGGAGCUAGCUUGAUUCUGACCAAUCAGAAGGGAAAAGUGAUAAAAUCACUCGCCGGACACUAUGUGACAUAG
This is a messenger RNA of Caenorhabditis briggsae, 492 nucleotides long. The record is from RefSeq and is a predicted model, not a curated record. The transcript is spliced from 3 exons. The coding region runs from base 1 to 492 and encodes 163 amino acids. Lineage: Eukaryota; Metazoa; Nematoda; Chromadorea; Rhabditida; Rhabditidae.